AUGCCAGGGGCCUUAUUGCCUCCUAGAUCGCAGCGACAUCACGCACAGAUGGAGCGAACGUCAGCAGCAGAGCCAGACCUCUACCUCAUCUCGAGUGAGGAUACUAUCUAUGAGCAGGAUCUGCUGCGGGAUCCCGGCAGUAUCAAGCCAUGGCUGUCUUACAUCGAGUACAAGCGCCAGAAUGGGACGCUUUACGAGCAGUCUUUUAUCAUGGAGCGCGCCUGCAAACAACUUCCGCGAUCUUACAAACUGUGGAAGAUGUAUUUAGAAUUCAGAAUCAACCAUCUCCGUGGACGCAAUUCUGCCAUACAUCGUGCUGAAUAUCAGAAAGUGAAUGCGCUAUUUGAACGAGCCCUUGUGCUACUCAACAAGAUGCCUCGGAUCUGGGAGAUGUUCCUCUCUUUCCUGCUGAAGCAACCACUGGUUACAUACACUCGUCGCUCAUUUGAUCGUGCGCUUCGAGCACUCCCUAUAACCCAGCACGGCCGUAUUUGGAAACUGUACAAGUCAUUUGCCAACUCUGUCUCUGGGUUUACCGCGGUCCAAAUAUGGCGGAGAUACAUGCAGGUUCGUCCCGAGAAUGCGGAAGACUACAUCGAACUGCUCGUGGACUUGGGAUAUUACACAUCUGCUAUCAAGAAGUACAUGGAAAUUCUCGACAACUCGAAUUUCCAGUCAAAGAAGGGCAAGAGCCAUUUCCAACUAUGGAGCGAGAUGGUUGAGCUUCUGGUGAACAAGGCUAAACACAUUGACACCACAGCCAACGGGGGAAUUAACGUUGAAUCUAUCAUUCGGAGCGGUAUUUCUCGAUUCUCUGAUCAACGUGGUAGACUAUGGGUCGGCCUGGCGACGUAUUGGAUCACGAAAGGCAACUUUGAGAAAGCCAGAGAUAUCUUUGAAGAAGGAAUAACAAGCGUCAUGACAGUACGGGACUUCACCAUGAUAUUCGAUUCUUAUGUCGAGUUUGAGGAGUCAAUCAUCGGAACACUCAUGAGUCAAGCAGAAACUCGGUCGAAAAAAGGCAAGGUCGAUGAGGAUGCAGAUUUUGACCUAGAUCUGCGCAUGUUGCGAUUCGAACAGUUAAUGGAUAGACGCCCAUUCCUUGUCAACGAUGUUCUCCUCCGACAAAACCCGAACAACGUUGUGGAAUGGGAGAAGCGAGUCGCACUGUGGGGAAACAAUGUCAGCGAAGUCGUCAGUACGUACACCGCUGCUAUUGCAGCUAUCAACCCCAAGAAGGCACAUGGAAAGUUCCACGAACUGUGGGUGAAUUACGCCAAAUUCUAUGAGAAUGGAGGAAAUAUUAAUACUGCACGAAUCAUCUUCGACAAGGCUGUGAAAGUACCCUUCAAAACAGUAGCAGAGUUGGCGGAGACGUGGUGUGAAUGGGCCGAGAUGGAAUUGCGUAAUGAAAACUUCGAUCAGGCUGUUGCUAUCAUGGCCAAGGCGACUCAGGCACCCAAGCGGUCGACGGUGGACUAUUUUGACGAGACUCUAUCGCCCCAACAACGUGUACACAAGAGCUGGAAGCUUUGGAGUUUCUACGUGGACCUUGUUGAGAGUGUUGGUACCCUUGACGAGACCAGGAAGAUCUACGACAGGAUCUUCGAGCUUCGAAUUGCGACCCCACAGACCGUUGUCAACUACGCCAAUCUUUUGGAAGAAAACAAGUAUUUCGAAGAGUCUUACAAGGUUUACGAGCGUGGAUUGGACUUGUUCAGCUACCCCGUGGCAUUCGAGCUUUGGAAUUUGUACCUGACGAAAGCGGUGGACCGGAAAGUCAGUGUUGAGCGACUCCGUGAUCUUUUCGAGCAAGCACUGGAUGGCUGUCCUCCUAAAUUCGCCAAGGUAUUGUACUUGAUGUAUGGCAACCUGGAAGAAGAGCGUGGACUUGCUAGACACGCUAUGCGUAUCUAUGAACGUGCCACACGCGCAGUGUCAGACGAGGACCGACUCGAAAUGUUCAACUUCUACAUUACAAAGUCCGCGUCCAACUUUGGUCUUACAUCAACUCGCCCAAUCUACGAACGUGCCAUCGCCGCUCUACCGGACCACGAAGCGAAGGAUAUGUGUUUGAAGUUUGCUGAGAUGGAACGCCGACUUGGUGAAAUCGACCGAGCCCGUGCUAUUUACGGCCAUGCCUCCCAGUUCUGUGAUCCGCGUACCAACGCUGGCUUCUGGCAGAAAUGGGAAGCAUUCGAAGUGCAGCACGGUAACGAGGAUACGUUCAAAGAAAUGUUACGAAUCAAGCGAAGUGUUCAAGCUCAAUACAACACCGAUGUCAACUUCAUCGCCUCCCAGGCCAUCGCACGCAGCCAACAACAGCGCGCACAAAACGGAGAAACAGACGCCAAGGACGAAGAAAAUGACCAAGAACGCGCAGAUACAAUGGCAGCAUUGGAACGUCAAGCUCGUGCUCCCGUCGGCUUCGUUGCUGCUAGCACCGGACCUGAAGGCGGUAACCGGCCUUCAGCAGCUGCGACUACCGCGCCACCUGCGAAUGUCAAUCCGGAUGCUAUUGAUAUCAAUGAUGAGGACAUGGAAGAUUAG
Talaromyces marneffei is the source of this 2550-nucleotide messenger RNA. RefSeq lists its product as uncharacterized. Bases 1 to 2550 code for a protein of 849 amino acids. The transcript has 5 exons. The record is from RefSeq and is a predicted model, not a curated record. Gene Ontology annotation, biological process: mRNA splicing, via spliceosome; generation of catalytic spliceosome for first transesterification step. Gene Ontology annotation, cellular component: Prp19 complex; post-mRNA release spliceosomal complex; U2-type catalytic step 2 spliceosome. Gene Ontology annotation, molecular function: protein binding. Lineage: Eukaryota; Fungi; Ascomycota; Eurotiomycetes; Eurotiales; Trichocomaceae.